This is a messenger RNA of Hordeum vulgare subsp. vulgare (domesticated barley), 1704 nucleotides long. Its product is annotated as putrescine hydroxycinnamoyltransferase-like. Bases 193 to 1518 code for a protein of 441 amino acids. Gene Ontology annotation, molecular function: acyltransferase activity, transferring groups other than amino-acyl groups. The transcript has a single exon. The record is from RefSeq and is a predicted model, not a curated record. NCBI's taxonomy places the organism in Eukaryota, Viridiplantae, Streptophyta, Magnoliopsida, Poales, Poaceae.
GUGUCUAAUUGUGCUUCAUCGAUCAAUCGAUCGCCUUCUUCCUGAGCUCAGGUCGCCUGCUACUCUAUCUUAUUUAAGUGAGGUCAAGGUGUAUAGAUCGAACACUCAAGACAUCAACAACAAAACCAUAUAUACAUUGGUCAUACUUGGUAACGAGGGAGAGUAAACUACCUUGCUAGGUAGCCGGUGUCCAUGGAGGUGAAGGUGGUGAGCUCCAAGAUCGUGAAGCCGCGGUACGCCGACGGCGAGCUGCGGCCGGACACGACCGAGCACGUGCCGUCCUCGGUGUUCGACAAGAUCACGUACCACAUCCAGAUGGCCAUCAUCUACGCCUUCCAGGCGCCGGCGCCCUCCACGGAAGACAUCGAGCGCGGCCUCGCCGAAGUACUGUCCGUGUACCGCCUGUUCGCCGGCCAGGUCCUCGCAGGCCCGGACGGUGCGCCGGGCGUGCUGCUCAACGACCAUGGCGCGCGGCUCGUCGAGGCGCGUGUGGACGGGGCCACACUGGUCGAGUUCGCGCCGCCAAAGCCGUCGCCCGUCGUGCUGCAGCUGCACCCGGACCUCGAGGGCGACGUGCAAGAGGUGGUGCAGGUGCAGCUCACGCGGUUCGCUUGCGGCUCGCUCGCCGUCGGGUUCACGGCGAACCACGCCGUCGCCGAUGGCCACGCCACCAGCGACUUCCUCGUCGCGUGGGGCCGCGCCGCGCGAGGGCUGGACAUCUCCGGCUCGUCGCCGACGCCGCCACCGCACAACCACGCCGACCUCUUCCUGCCGCGCGACCCGCCGCUCGUCCAGUUCGAGCACCGCGGCGUCGAGUACUACCGGCCGACGUCAAACCACCCCAAGCAGGGCGAGGGCGGGCACCACGGCGCCGGCAACGUGCUCAUCCACAAGGCGCACUUCAGCAAGGACUUCAUCGCCGGGCUGCGCGCCAAGGCGUCGGAGGGGCGCGGCCGGCCGUUCAGCCGGUUCGAGACCACGCUCGCGCACCUGUGGCGCACGAUGACGCGCGCGCGUGGACUCAGCCCCGACGAGACCUCCACCAUCCGCAUCUCCGUGGACGGGCGGCGGCGCCUUUCCGCCCCGCCGGGCUACUUCGGCAACCUGGUCCUCUGGGCGUUCCCGCGCACUACGGUGGGGGACCUGCUUAGCCGGCCGCUGAAGCACGCGGCGCAGACGAUCCACGACGCGGUGGCCCGCCUCGACGGCGCAUACUUCCAGUCGCUGGUGGACUUUGCGAGCUCCGGCGCCGUGGAGCGGGAGGGGCUGGAGAAGACGGCGGUGCUGAAGGACGUGCUAUGCCCGGACAUGGAGGUGGACAGCUGGUUGACGUUCCCGUUCUACGAGCUGGACUUCGGCGCCGGCAGCCCGAGCUACUUCAUGCCGUCCUACUUCCCAACGGAGGGGAUGCUCUUCCUGGUGCCGUCCUACCUCGGCGACGGCAGCGUCGACGCCUUCGUCCCCGUCUUCCAGCACAACCUCGAGGCCUUCAAGCAGUGCUGCUACGCCAUGGACUAGAGAUCAGCUAAUCCUCAAGCAGCUAGCUAGCGUGUGGCUACAUAUGAUUAUUGAGUGAUUAAAUUGGCGAUCAUAUUGCCUGCAAUUAGGAGUACAUGCGUGCGUGCAUGCAUGCAACUACUCCCUCCGUUCCUAAAUACAUUUGUUGUUAUUUCACCAAGAAACUACAUACAGAACAAAAUAAAU